AUGUCUUCUCUUCUUGUUCAACACCCCGCCGUCGCAGCCUCCGCGACUCUCGCUUCUGCAUCUCGGAGAGAAGAUGGCGCCUCGUCAGCGCCUUUCGCGCCGCUCCCUGGUCGCAAGUCGGUGACGUCAGCCACAUUCACGGGGGGAAGGUCGCAGCUCUCUUCGUCUGCUCUUCGACUAGAAUCGUCCACGUCAGCAGCAACUGCUUCCACGCGGAAUGUUUCCGUGGCCGCGUCAUCUUCAUCGUCAUCCAGCUCGGAGGAGGUGUUUUUCGACAGUGGCCCGCACGUGGGCGAUCUGGCCCUGAACCUAGUGCUGGGGUUCACGGGAGUGUGGCUGCCGCUCACCCUCGCCUCCGCCUUCCGCGUCCUCACGCUGCGCUACCGCUUCACCAACCGCCGCUUCACUGUCCUCUCUGAGAUCGAUGAGAAGGAGAGACUCGAGUACCCAUACUCGUUGGUAUCAGAGGUGCGGUCGGCGCCGCGCUUCAUAGGCGAGGAGUGGGGCGGCAUCUCCAUCAUCCUCAAGGAGAAGAACCUCGUAUCAGAGGUGCGGUCAGCGGCGGGCUUCAUAGGCGAGUGGGGAGACAUCUCAAUCAUCCUCAAGGAUAAGACAUUGGUAUCAGAGGUGCGAUCAGUGCCGCGAUUCAUAGGCGAGUGGGGAGACAUCUCCAUUAUCCUCAAGGACAAGUCUGUCAUUGACCUCAGGAGCGUGUGGCCUUGUCAGCUGAUCACACCCCCUUCACCCCUUCCCCCCUCGUGCAUGCAGCUCGUAUCAGAGGUGCGAUCAGUGCCGCGCUUCAUAGGCGAGUGGGGGGACAUCUCAAUUAUCCUAAAGGACAAGUCUGUGAUUGACCUCAGGAGUGUGCCCAAGUUCAGGGAAGUCGCCAAGUAUGUUGAGGAGCGCGCCAGCGCUGCUGCCGCCCGCGAAGCCAAGAGUGCUGCUGCCAAGAGCAGCAACAAGGGGUUCGACCCCUCAGCUUAA
Molecule: messenger RNA, 984 nt
Organism: Closterium sp. Naga37s-1
Lineage: Eukaryota; Viridiplantae; Streptophyta; Zygnematophyceae; Desmidiales; Closteriaceae
Source: the annotation of a GenBank genome assembly